Messenger RNA from Mya arenaria, 7026 nucleotides. Its product is annotated as transient receptor potential cation channel subfamily M member-like 2. Gene Ontology annotation, molecular function: ligand-gated calcium channel activity. Bases 228 to 3830 code for a protein of 1200 amino acids. Gene Ontology annotation, cellular component: membrane. NCBI's taxonomy places the organism in Eukaryota, Metazoa, Mollusca, Bivalvia, Myida, Myidae. Gene Ontology annotation, biological process: calcium ion transmembrane transport. The transcript has 27 exons. The record is from RefSeq and is a predicted model, not a curated record.
UUGAUUAGUUUAAUUGUUUCGGUACACUCAAGUCCUAUAUUUGGAUUUACCGUGAGAUGCUCAGCGGUUUUGAUUUAUUGCUUAUGAUUGGCAGUUCUAACUAAUUUUUAUCUCACGACAAUUAAGUCGAGGUUUUGUGUUAGGUUAAUGCAUUUGUAUUUUUCAGUACAGGGAUAGCUGAAUUGUGUGAAGUAUUUAUUAACAAGACAUGUCAGACUGUAGUGAUUAUGACAAGGUUUUCUCAUUUACAAGAUCGAGUGAUUUCACGGGGGUUUGUUUUUGGAAAUAGUGAUGACUUCAAUGACUUCAGAUUCACACAUGAUAUACUUUAUUUAAAGCAAACAUCUCAUUACUCGUUACAGGAACCAAGGAGCCCUGAAGAAGAUAACGAGAAAGAAUGGAUUCAAAAAAACAUCAAGAUGAGAGAAUGUUCACAUUUCAUUACGGACCCCAAAAAGGAACAAGACACAGAAUUGGAUAAUCCGCUAUGCUACUGCAAUUACCGAUAUAACCAACAUAGCAUAGACGCUCAGAAACAAAAGAAACAAACUGACGAAAUGACAAAAUGGGAUAACGGGAAACACACUAAGUCGGUCAUAACUAACGCUUUCGGAAAUAUAAAGUUUGAUGACUGUGGUGGAAUUGAAAGGAAGUAUGUGAGAGUAGAUGUCGACACAAAGAUGUCACACAUGCUGGAAUUGAUGACGAAAUUCUGGGGAAUGGGUAAGCCCAAUCUCCUCAUAUCCGUGACAGGGGGCGCUAAAAACUUCAACAUGAGCAAACGACUCCGGGACACAUUCCGACUUGGGCUUAUGAAGACUGUUCUUUCUACAGGUGCCUGGAUUGUAACAAGCGGCACCCACGCAGGAGUAGUGAAGCUUAUUGGCGAGGCUGUAAAGGAUUCUGGGAUUGCAUCGAAGAACAAAAACCAGGUUAUCUCCAUUGGAAUCGCACCCUGGGGUUGUGUACAGAAUAAAGAGGCUCUCAUUGAUGAAGAGAGCUGUGGAAAGUGGCCGGCGAAAUACCGGACAGAAAAAAAGCAACGCAUCAACGAGAGUUUUCUGGACCCGAAUCACUCCCAUUUCAUACUCGUAGACGAUGGCACACAACACCAGUUCGAUAUUGAGAUUCCAUUCAGGGCAAAACUGAAAAAGGAAAUAGCCAGCAUCAAAACUGAGACGAAAGAAGAUGCCAAACCGAUGCCUAACAUUCUUCUAGUUCUGGGGGGCGGUCCUGGCACACUUAAAAAUGUUUACCAGGCGAUAUUGAACAACACGCCCAUUGUCGUUGUGAAUGGCUCAGGUCGAGCAGCGGAUAUCCUCGCGUACGCCUAUCUCAACAGAAAGGAAGUGGGAAAUGAAACUAAGGACCAUGUUGGGGAAGAGCACACAACAAUGUUUCCGUAUGUGGAAGACAAGGUUAAGGAGAUGAUAAAACGCGAAUUCGGCAAUGAUGAAACAACAGAGACGCACCUGAAACGCAUUUGUGAAUGCCUCAAUAAAAGUGACCUUAUUUCUGUGUACGAAAUAGAAGGAAAAGGCGGGGUGAAGGAUAUAGAUGUUGCUAUUCUUCAGGCUCUGUUAAAAGCCAACAAGUACAAACUGAUGGACCUGUUGAAACUAGCACUGGCCUGGAACAGAAUUGAUGUGGCAAAGAGCGACAUUUUCAGAGAUGACAUGAAAUGGCCGACGCUGGACGACUCUGAUGAUGUAAUAUUCUCAGCCAUAUUACUCAACCGGGUCGACUUAAUUAAACUUUUUCUCGACCACAGUGAGAACCUCAACGAGCUCCUAACAAAAGACAAACUUCGUAUGUUGUUCAACAAGAUUCCGACCAACUGCUUACUGCGAACCUCACUGGGUAGCUCAGACAACGAUGAAGAUUCUCUGAAUGAUGUAGGAACGCUCAUUCGAACCCUUAUCGGAGACAACUUUCACAUUGACGAGCUUGAUAACGACAACACGACGGCUAUGAAGAACACAAACAAGGAAAACGUAGAGAAGACGUCCCUGAACAAGCCAUUUCAGCUCUUGUUUAUCUGGUCGAUACUGAUGAUAUAUCAGGAUAUGGCGAAACUAUUCUGGGCUGAAGGGAAGGGUGCCAUAGCUGCGGCUUUGGUUGGUAGCAGCCUGCUCAAGUCCAUGUUAAGGAAGAACCAUGACGCGGAGCUCGGCCAUAAAAUUAAGGAAUGCAUGAAGGAAUGGUCUGAAUUAGCUGUGGGAGUGUUGUCUGAAUGUCACUUAACAGACGAACACAAGGCCCAGGACCUGGUGGAACGGAAAUUGAGUAAAUGGGGCGAUACAUCGUGUAUGUUGAUUGCUGUGAAGGCAUACAACAAGGAUUUUAUCUCGCAAACCCCUUGUCAGUCUCUGCUUAACAGGAUAUUGUAUGGUAGACUGGUUCAGAACAAUUCGCUAUGGAGGCUCCUGCUGUGUUUGUUUUUCCCACCCUUGAUAUGUGUUCUGCCUGAUUUUACCAAACCUGAUACAUGCAGCCCAUGUGUUCAUCCGCCAGCGAGCACAACGGGUGACGACAGCAACAAAGAUUCCAACCAAGAAUCUCAUAACAGCCAAGAUUCUGUCAAUAACAAGAGGAAGAGUUCCGAAGAGUCGAAGAUGAAAGCUAAAGAUAAGUUCUACUACUUUUUUAAAGCUCCUGUCAUCAGCUUUAUGUAUAAUGUGUGUUCUCAUCUCGUGUUUCUCAGCCUGUACACGUACAUCCUGGUUUUCACCUUUAACACACAAGUAUCUGUGGAAGAGAUCAUUCUCAUUAUCUGGGUGUUCUCAUUCACAAUGGAGGAGAUCAGACAGAUGGUGACCAGCUCUUCAACAACAUUAGCCACGAAAUUGCAAAGCUACUUCACUGACACGUGGAACGUUGUUGACACCAUGACCAAUAUGUUGUUCAUUAUUGGAAUAACCCUGCGAUUCUUGCCUUAUGAGGGCACGUUCGAAGCUGCCAGGGUCGUCCUUGCUCUCAACUUUAUUACGUUUUUCCUAAGGUUGCUUUAUAUCUUCUCAGUUCACAAAGAACUGGGACCAAAACUUGUCAUGAUUGGCAAAAUGAUGAAGGACUUAAUCUACUUCUUUUUGAUCCUGAUGGUGUUCGUGCUCUCGUACGCGAUCGCCGCCCACUCCAUUCUCUAUCCAAACGCCCCGCUAACCUGGAAGACGGCGGUUCAGAUUAUCCGUAAAUCUUACUGGAACAUCUAUGGAGAGCUUUUCUUGGAAGAAAUUGAAGGUGAAGCUGACUGCUCGUACGAUGCUAUACUAUGGAUAAAUGGUACCCAAGCAAGGUGCCCGACGGACACAGGAAAGUUGGUAGUGCCGAUCAUGAUGGGCAUCUACAUGCUGCUUGCCAACGUUUUACUCCUUAACCUUCUCAUUGCAAUGUUCAGCAACACAUUCCAAAAAGUCCAGGACAACGCAGACAAACAUUGGGUUUUCAUGCGUUUCUCUCUAAUCCACGAGUACUACACGCGGCCUGUACUAUUUCCUCCGCUUAUUCUUCUCGCGCACAUAGUAUUGGUAUUCCGAUUUGUAUGUGAGUCAUGCUGUGGUAAGGCUAUGAAAAAGAAUAUUGAAGAAACUGACAAAUUUUUGUGUCGAAAGUUGAAGAAUGAUCUCGAGUUGACACAAUGGGAGAAAUUGAUUGCCGAUGCCUAUCAACAGAAAGACGUGCAGAGUCUUGAACACAAGGUGGAUAGCACACACGACAUGCUGGCCAAAAUGAAAACACAGCUGGAAAGUACUAAAAAAUCUGUGGAGUGGAUAAUUUCGACCCUUCAAAGCUCAAAGAAUGAGAAUAGGCAUAAAGAAACAUGUGCAUGAAAGUGACAUUCUCGGAUCCUUUUCAGAGCUGGGGAGAAUGUAUCACUGCCAUCAGUGCAUUGUGAGCUUGUAACAAUCUACCAGGAUCAUAUCUAUACUUUGUAAGACACGCCGCCGAGAGGAUAGAAGCAAACUGUCAAACCAGUUGCACUUCUCACAUCUGUACUUUAAAACUGACUCCGAGAGGCUUGGAGAGAUAGCAUUUUAGUCCAUCACGUGUUUGUCGGGUUUACUUGUAAUUUUAGUGCUUCUGUUAUAGUAUUGCAAGGCUUAAACAAAAACACAUGUGCAAUUAAUUUCAUAUGUGUAUAUUUUUUGUCACAGUGUAAUGUACUUUAUUUUGUCAUAUUGUAAUAUUCAUUUGUUUUGUCACAUUAAAAUAUACCUUUAUUUUGUCACAUUGGAAUGUACAUUUAUUUGUCACAUUGUUAUGUCUUUUAGGUUUUUACCUUGUCACUGAGAGCAUGGUCUUUAUUAAAUGUUUAGCAACUGAUCUUGGCCAUAUGGUUUCCAUGGUAUUAUUUAUCUAAUUUUUAUUUUGUUCCGGCAAAGCUCUGCUUUUGUCUUUAACUUCGCCUUUUUUACUAGAUAACCUACAAUAUUAAAUAGAUGUUACAACGUUAAGAUUUCUUUUAAGCUGCACAGGAUUUUUAAAUGGGUAGUUCUUGUUGAAAAAAAAAUGAAUUCAGGCAACUACAUGUUAUUAUCUUCCUAUUUUCUCUAUUUAUAUGAGAGUUAAUGCUUUUCCAUAUGUGUUAGUUAAGGCCGUCCUCCCUCAUAUACUUGUACUCAUUUGGGGAUAUAUUAACACACUUAUUAUUAACGCUUGUUUCACUUCAACAAAAAGAUUGAGACCAAGUGCCAAUUAAGUAGAAUGUUUAUAUUGUCAUUUUGUAUAUACAUGGAUUAUCAUUGUAUUAUUAAUUGUGUUUAGAUUUUUGGGUUAGUGUUUUAGUCCUCUACCUUGCAGAAAAACAAAGUUCCAUAGAAGAAGAUAUAAUAUCUACAAAAUCUGCGCUUGCACACGAAAUAUCAUAUACAUUUGCAGGUACAUCCAUCUAAAGCCUCUCCCUGUAUUUGAUAUAGUUCUAGAUUAAAAUGUUUGGUUUGUUAUCAUUAUGCUCUAGAAAAUAAUAUUUCUUUGCUUAAUUUAGAUUUUGUUGAAUGUUUCGUAUACUCGUUCUGGAUGCUGAACAUGUACCCGCCCGACGACGCUAAACAUAAAAUCAGUUUGGCAUGGGCUUAGAAACAAUGUACUGUAGUAUAUGUUUUAACCAUUUUUAGACAGAUUACUUCCGGCCCAUGAUUAUGUUAUCAGACAUCUGUAUAAAUUGAUGUUAGGUCAUAAAGCAGAAAAUGUUAUAUCGUAGGGAGCCCCUGGAAUGUCGUUAACAUACAUUUAAUUUCUGUAGAAACGCAGUAAAAACGAACAUUAUGAUAUAUAUUCUUAUUUGUUAACAACAUGCAAUUAUUUAGUUAUACCAAAUUAACAAAACUUUAUUCCGAAAUAACAAAUUUGUUUUCUGUUAAAACGAAAUAUUAUUUUACGAAACACUUCCAUAAUUUCUCUAGAACGAUUAAAAAAUAAAUCGGUAAAUAUUCUUUUUACUUCAGGCUCUCCGUAAUAUGACAGAGGUGAUCUAAUGAGCAUACUAUUGUCAACAUAACCGUUUUAUGUGUAUGAAGUAUUGUAAUGUUAAAGAUCAGUAUCCUACGCGGUUGUUUUGCUUGACGAGCAAAAUGGACCUGGAUUUCAGCUAUUUAUUUUUAUACGAUUUCAAUUCAAUUUUAUUAAAUUGCCGUAUGUUAUUUUUAAAAUAUUUUUAUAAAGAUUUGUUUUAUUUUUAAUUUUAAUCAUAAUCAAUAUCAUUAUUUCAUUAUCUCAAAUGGCUUCAUGUUGUUUUCAUGUUUGUAGGUUACCUUGUUUGAUUUCAUAUGUUGUAGUACGAUGUUUAACUUAGUAGAUAAAAUCCUUUAAAUGUUUUUCAGCUACAAGGACUCUUUGGUAUUUGUUGUUAUCAUUUUUCUAAAAAUUGAACCAACGUGUUUAACAGCUGUAACGACUGACCGACCAUUGGAUGAGCAUAAUAUUCCAUACAUGCAAAAAGUCAUUAUUGAUCAAGACUUUAAUCAUAUAAUGAAACAGUAACAUUUCUGAUAGCUUAUUACUACCUUUCAAUACCGCGUCUGGCCGGAUUAGUAUGACACUGGGUUUAUGAAGCAGACAGACUUGAUUGAACUAUCAUCUGAUUUGGUGUAUUCAUGUCCAGCUUCUGACAUGUCUUAUAUUUGUCUUGUCAAUGGUAAAACUUUGUCAUGUUUUUUAAUAAAAUCUCUUUAAUUUCUUUAAAUAAUAUAUGAGUUUUAUUCUAAUAUUUAAAGAUUAAAGGAAGUAUUUACUUGUUCGAGUAUACCGAAUUGUUAUAUACCUAUGUCAAGUUAUCUAUACAUAGUUACUAAAUAUAUAUUCAUGUAUUACUAUCUGCAUAAUAUGUUAACUACAUUAUUUUUCUGGUAUGUUACUUAGGCUAUUGAACACAUUUAACUAGAAAACAAUUCCUUACUUUUUAGGUACAUCUCAUUUAUCCUUGAGAGUGUUUCACCGUUUUAGUAACAUACCCUAUGGAUUAAAUACACUAUUAUAUAAUCAAUUUUAUCAGCGUUAAUUAUCCAGAGACUGCCAAUGUAUUCAUUCUGUUUUCAUCUUAAAGGGACUGUGUCACAGAUUUGUACCAAACAUUUUUUUUCCGUAACGAAUCUCAGGACAUUUAUCUAAUAGAGUGUGUUUACGCUUUGAUGACAUUAUUGUAAAAACAAGUACCAAAACGUAAAAAAAAGAUUGUGUCGGAGACCGGGUUCGAACCCGCGUCGCCAAAAUUGAAGUUCAGCGUCUUCCUAACUGAGCUAUCAAGGCUUACAAUAAACGGGUUACAUAAUUAAAGCUAGCUCGGUAAUAUCACGUGAUAACACCGACUAGCCAAUCAUGCAUAAGGAAUGAAUUCUACCUGGUAGACAUACCCAGUAAAAAAAAUAAUGGAAAAAUACGACAUAACUGCUAAACUUAAAUAAAUUUUAAACUAUGUGGUACUUUAAUUAGUAAGUUUGAAUGCAUUGUACACAUCGAUGCAAAGUUUAUGUCAUAGAUCGACAAACAUUUUUUCGCUAUUUUAUCAUCUGUGAGACAGUCCCUUUAAUU